Paraglomus occultum is the source of this 483-nucleotide messenger RNA. NCBI's taxonomy places the organism in Eukaryota, Fungi, Glomeromycota, Glomeromycetes, Paraglomerales, Paraglomeraceae. The record is from the annotation of a GenBank genome assembly.
AUGGCAAAAAUCACUAAACAAGAAUUUGAAAAUUAUCACCAAGAAUUUCUCUCCGCUUUUUCACGGAUAAUGUGCACUUCUGAGUUUAAAAGCAUGGGAAAAGAGGACCAAGAAAAGAUUGAAAAAAUUUUUGGCUUGCUUCUUAAUGAAAUCCAGUCAGGAAAUAUUUUAGCCCUUUAUGGUUCUUGCGAAGAAGUUGAAGGAAAGUUAAAUGAAGACUACUCUGCUAUCAAAAGACGAGUUAAGGAACACAUUAUCGCUCGCGGCUAUUAUAAUCCUGCUUCACCACUUUCUCUUGCUGAAUUUAGAGAGAGGAUGAAAAAAAGGGGCUGGAAAAAUUUUAAAGAAUUAUGGGAAAAUAAAGAACAGAUUAAAAAAUUGUUAUCGGAAAUGAAUGAAGAAAAUCGCAAUUUUAUCAAAUCUACUUUUUACCUUUUUGAACAAAUAGACGAAAUUGUUCAAGAUAAAGAAGAAAAAGAAUGA